Molecule: messenger RNA, 3174 nt
Organism: Botrytis fragariae
Lineage: Eukaryota; Fungi; Ascomycota; Leotiomycetes; Helotiales; Sclerotiniaceae
Product: putative snf2 family helicase protein
Exons: 3
Coding region: 1-3174 (1057 amino acids)
Cellular component (GO): cytoplasm
Molecular function (GO): ATP-dependent chromatin remodeler activity; ATP binding
Source: RefSeq, a predicted model, not a curated record
AUGGUUAGAGAAAUAUCUCCAGCAAAGGUGCAGGCGCCUCGACCUGAAGAGCCCAAGGAUCAAUAUCGACCCUCGCAAAGCAAUACAGCAAAUCAUCUAUCCAGUAUUCCUAGAUUUGGAGAAGCUACACUUCCACAGUCUCCAUUGAAUCGUAAAUCUCAGCAACAAUACUCCGAAUUAUUCAUUCAACCAAAAUCCCGUCCUGAAUUUCAUAAAGAUCCAGAAAGACAUGCACAUCCACAUUUGCAAGCAGCAAAAGAUGUUGCCCGAAAGAUUAUCAAUCCCCUUAUGCCACGAGCACCAGCGGAAUACAGUCAGCCAGCAGUUCGUGCACCGAUUCCUGGCUCCUCAUCAUAUGCAACAACUCAUCCUACACCUGCACCGACAUUCGGCUCCCUUCCAAACAACAAUGGGGGUGGUUUCCAAUCCGUAAAUACCUAUACAUCUAGCAAUUAUAUCGACCUCACUAUGGGCAAGCCAAAUUACAAUGAACCACACACCUAUGUUGAUCCUGCAAAGGCACAAGAAGAUCUAAAGGCACUCUUAGAAGGUGUCAUUGAGGACGAGGAAGAUUCAAAACCCAGAACAAGAUCACGCAGAAAGAAGAAGGAUGCGGAGGUAGACGAGUUGAUGGCAAAAAUGGAUGGAUUAAAUGUUGAACCAGAGGAGAAGCUCGAGGUUGCAUCAGAAGACGAGGAGGAGGAAGAUGAUGGAACUGUCGAAGGAAUCAACGUAAAACUUCUCCCGCAUCAGGUUGAAGGUUUGGAGUGGAUGAUUGGUCGAGAAAUCGGCACAGGAAAGAAAGGCAUGGUACCAAAAGGAGGCAUUCUUGCCGAUGAUAUGGGUUUGGGAAAGACACUACAAUCGAUCUCACUCAUUUUGAGCAAUCCCAAACCAUCAAGUUCAGACGAAACUCACAGUAAACGCAAAUUACCUUCAGGUCUGGACAAAUGUACUUUGGUUGUUGCACCUCUUGCACUUAUUCGACAAUGGGAAGCCGAAAUUAAAGACAAAGUUGAAGAGAGCCACUCUCUUCGUGUUUGUGUUCAUCAUGGCCCUCAACGUACGAAGCGAUUCCAAGAUCUCAGAAAAUUCGAUGUCGUUAUUACAACAUAUCAAAUCCUCGUUUCAGAAUGGGGUAAUUCGUCUAAGGAUGAUGAUGAUGAAGGUGUCAAGGUCGGCUGUUUUGGUAUACAUUGGUACAGAGUCAUUCUUGAUGAAGCCCAUACUAUCAAGAAUCGAAAUGCCAAAGCUACACAAGCCUGUUAUUCCCUUAGGAGUCAGUACCGCUGGUGCUUGACAGGAACACCAAUGCAAAACAAUUUGGAUGAAUUGCAAAGUCUGAUCAAAUUCUUGAGAAUCAAGCCAUACGACAAUCUUCGCGAAUGGAAAGACCAAAUUGAUCGACCAAUGAAGAAUGGUAGGGGUGAUGUUGCUAUUAAGCGUCUUCGUCACUACUUGCAAAUUUUCAUGAAACGACGUACCAAGGAUAUUCUAAAGAAGGAUGGAGCCCUCAACCCUGGAGGGAAGCCUUCUGCUCCUGGACAAGCCAAUUCAACAGGUUUCAAGGUCGUCGAGCGUAAAAUUGAGAAGGUCUUUGCGGAAUUCUCACCAGAGGAGCGUAGAUUUUAUGAAAGACUGGAAAGGCGUACCGAUGCAAGUAUUGAAGAGAUGAUGGGCGGAAGUAAAGUCAACUACGCAAGUGCAUUGGUAUUGCUAUUGCGUUUGAGACAAGCUUGUAAUCAUCCAAAACUUGUUGGAAAUAAACUGGGAAAAGAUACCGAUGCUCUCUCAGCAGAAACCAGCAACCCUAAAUCGAAAUCAACAACAGAUGUUGACGAGAUGGCAGAUAUGUUCGGUUCUUUGGGUGUAGGCUCAAAGAAAUGUGAGGUUUGCCAAAUUGAUCUUGGUAAAGAAGCUAUUUCACAAGGUGCCAUUCGCUGUUUGGAUUGUGAAGCAGAUUUGGAUGAGAUAUCCGGGAAGAAACUUAGUCCAAAAAAGAAGAUCAAGGAGAAGAAGAGUAAGAAGAGUAAGAAGAGCAAGAAGCAAAAGGAGUCUAAACCUAUUCCAAUUCGUAAACCCAGAAAUAGGAAUAUUAUCGAGGACAGUGAUGACGAAGAAGAAGAAGAAGAGCAAGGUGAAUGGCUUGUUGGAGAAAAGAAACGUGGUGCUCUUACUCUAGGAAAGGCUGGUGGAAGGGAAGACGAGAAUUGUGAAGGUGGUGGUGAAUGGCUUGAUUCAGAUCAUGAUGACGAUCUCGAUGAUUCUUUCCCGGACAUUCAAGAUAUUGGCAAGAAGAAGGUCGUCAAUCUUGACAGUGAUGAAGAAGAAGGCACCGAAGAAUCUGCGGAGGAGUCAGAAGAUGAUGAGUCCUCUGAAGAGGAUGAGGAGGAAUCCGAUGUUGAAGACGAAUUUGGUUCCGAUGAAGAUGCCGAGCUUUCUCGAAUUGCUGCAUCUACCAAGAUUACACAUCUAAUGAAGAUUCUCGGAAAAGAAGCCGCCCAGCACAAAUUCAUUGUCUUUUCGCAAUUCACAUCGAUGCUGGAUCUUGUUGAACCAUUCCUACGCCAAAAGGGUUACAAAUAUACAAGAUAUGAUGGUGGUAUGAAGAACGAUCUUCGUGAGGCUAGUUUGGACAGACUUCGUAACGACGAGAAUUGCAGAGUCUUACUUUGUAGUUUGAAGUGUGGCUCUCUAGGACUCAAUCUUACAGCCGCUACUCGUGUAGUUAUUCUUGAACCAUUCUGGAAUCCCUUCGUUGAAGAACAAGCCAUCGAUCGUGUACAUCGUCUCACGCAGAAAAUUGAUGUUAUUGUUUACAAGAUUACCAUCAAAGAUACAGUUGAAGAGCGAAUAUUACUUCUUCAAGAGAAAAAACGAGAACUUGCGAAUCAAACUAUUGAAGGUGGUAAAGGUGGUGCUGGUAAAUUGGGAAUGAAGGAGAUUCUUCAAUUAUUCAGAAGAGAUGCUGAGCAUGCUCCGCCUGCUGCUGGUUCAUAUGAUCUUGGUGCUAAGCCAAGAAUCUUGAAGGAAUCUGCCAGUAGAAGUCCAAGUAAAAGUGCAGCGACUUUGGAUAGUUAUGGUUCACAAAGUUCAUCGGCACCGAGGAAGAUUACACCAACUCCUUUUCAAGCUAAAAAGGUAGAAGACUCGUUGUAUGGUAGAAGGUGGUAA